CAACCAAUAAUCAUCAUGUUAUCAAGAAAUUAUUUUGCUACUUUAGUCAUUUUUAUUUUAAUAUUGUUGACAAUUUUUCAUUGUCAUUUUGUUCAUGCAAAGUCAUCAUCAUCAUGUAAGAAUGGUAAUAUUUGCAUCCAUGGUGAUUGUAUCGAUAAUGAUAAUGGAAUAAAGAAUGGUGACAGUUAUUGUAAAUGUAUGCCAUGUUGGCAUGGAUCACAUUGCGAUCAAUUUGAUGAUUUACAUGAGCCAUAUUUUUCGGAAAAAAUAAUCAAUCUUUAUUUGAAAAAAGAAACGAUCCAUCAUCAUAGACCAAUAUUUAAGGCUCAUGCAUAUGAUGAUGAUAUUCAUAAUGAUGAUUGUGUUGGUUUAAAUAUUGAAAAUUGUACUUGUGCACAGAUUCAAUAUGAAAUCAUUGAACAGGAUGAACAAGAAAUAUUUCGAAUCAAUUCAACAACUGGUGAAAUUUUCAUCAAUAAACCAAAAUUAAUUGACAAUAAACCAUUGGAUCAUUAUUAUCAACAACAACAACAUUACAAAUUGAUGAUCAUAGCAAUGAAUCCAAAUUGGAAUGAAUUGAAAACCAUUGGGGAUUAUUAUUAUCGAAAUAAAAAUUCAUCUCGAACGUUGACAAUAUUUGUUAAUAUUCAAAAUCAAUUGGACCGUAUCAAACGACAAUCUGCAUCAUCAGCUGAAUCGGAUGAUUCAUCAUCACCAUCAUCAUUGUCUGCGUUGAGUUCAAAUGAUGAUGGACUAGAAUUGAAUGGUAUAAAUUUUCGUCUACGUACAGUGGCUGGUGAAACAAGUUCCUUACAAGUUGGAAGUUCAAUACAUUACAAGUUAGAUAUUGGAUUCCCAAAAGGUUCAAGUGAUCUUGUAUUGGAUAUACAGACAUUAGAUUCUCCGUUAAGUGUUAAACGUUCAUCAUUAUCAUUAUAUAAUUUUUCAAUGCCAUAUGAAACUAAUGACAUGCAAUUUAACAUACCAGAACCAAAAUUUAUUCUAUCAAAUAAAACCGCCAAUGUCUAUAAUCGGUUGACAUUGGAUUUUGGUACUAUUAAAAACAAUGGUCAAGAUCGAAAUGAAUUGUCCAUUUGUUUUUCGGUCAUAUUAUUUCGUAAACCACGAAGAGCUAAGAAAAAACAUUCACUUAUUGUUGGUAUGGAACAUACGAAAGGAAGUUUUACAUAUGUAGCUGAAUCGGAAAUCACAACUGUUUCAGUUUUGAAUAAAGAUGAUCAGGUUUUCUGUGAAGUAGACAUUGUUGAAGAACCAACAAAAUCUUUGGAUAGUGCAGCGAUUUUUCGAUUCGAUGCCAAUUUUCAGUUUCGUUCUGAUCCGGUCCGCAUUGAAUUGAAUAAAACAUCUUAUGAAUAUGAACCGGAUAACAGGUUAUCGUUAGGAUUGAUAAGUGUUACCAAGUUUGGAUCGAAUUAUGUAACAAUGCCUAGUUCACCACAUCAUUAUAUUGGUUAUCGAAAUUUAAGUGCAACAAUGCAAUCAUAUACAUUUAGUACACUAAAUAUGAAUACAGUCACCAACAAUGGAGAAAAAUCUCGGUUAUUUAUGAAAAAUCCGGAUAAUGUUAUCAGUUUUAGUUUUCCAGUUUAUGCAAUGAAUUUUGAGGAAAAUAUUGGCAGAAAUAUUUCGUUUCAAUUGGAUAUUUUUAUCACUAAACGUAGCUAUUUUACCCGAAUAUUCAACAUAACUAUUGUCGGUCGAAAUAAUAACGAACGUUUGCAAUCAUUUAUGAUUGGAUCUGCUGCCAAUUUCACACAGCACGAUUUGACCAAAGGCGGUUUGACACAGUUGAAAAUUCUAUCUAAAUUCCGUGAUUUCAAAGAUGAAAAUGUCUUUACCGAUUAUGCUAUCACCAUUGAUGGAAUGGGAACACCACAACUUCCAUUCAUACCUUGUUCAGCUAGAAUAUUGUAUCAAGAAAAUGGUAUCAACAUACCGUAUACUAAUCCAAUAAGUUUGAAACCACAACGUUUAGAAAAAAAUAAAUUUCUUUUUCGUUUUGGACGAAUAAAUUUUAUCCGUCUAGUGAAUCCAUUUUUAUUGGAUGAUAAUGAUUUAGUUGCCGAGAUUACAUUCCGAUUACCGUUUGAUAGUCAUGUCAAACCUGGUGAAUAUUCAAUAAAACCAGAACAUAUUCAAGUGACUAGCGGAUACGAAACAAAACCAUUGAUGAUCAUGAAUAAUCAACUAAACAUCUUGUCUAAUGAAAUUGGCAAUAAUGAAACUUCAUCAUCAUCAUCGAAUAUCGAAUUGUCGACAAAUAGUUCAGUAAAAUGGUCAGAUUUGAUUGUUUUAGGAGGCGCAGCAGUUGAUGUAGAAUUAGAAUUCGAACCGAAUGCUGCUUUUGAAGAUUUUCUUAUAACAAUCAGUUCCGAUAUGGCAACAGCUGCAGAUAGUUUACCUGAUUUGAAAAUCUGUCGAUUUUCUGUCAUACGAGUGGCUGAAACGAUGCCAUGCACUUGUGUGGAACGAGAAACCAUCAAUGAAAAGCAAAUUGUUUAUGGCUAUAAUAAUAGAAAAAUGUCAAAAGAAGAAAACGAAAUAAAUACUCGGCCAUAUGAUCGAGCAAGAAUCGAUUUUGGAUCAAUUUCAGUCGUAAACGGUUCGAAUGUAAGACAGAAAAUUUUGACAAAUUUUGCCAUCAUGAUUGCUGAUUCUGGAGCAAAUAAUGGCGACAGUGAACAACAACAACAGUCACCAAAGCAAUAUCCAAUUCGAGUUGACAUAAUUUCAAAUUCAGCCUCAAACAUCCAAGAUAACAUCAUCAAAUCGGAGCAAAUAAAUUUAAACAUUUCAGAAUUAUUACCCGAAACGAUUGCUGCCGAUAUGUCAAUCGAUUUAGAUGCUGAAUUAUUCAACGAAACUGAUACAUUUAUCCUGCCUGGUUUUUCAACAAACAUUCUCAUUCGUACAUUGACUCGACCGAAUACAAUUGGCCCAUUACGUAUUGAAAUUGGUGGUGAUGAUGAUGAUCCAAAUUCUGCCAUUUCAGUAUGUGGCCUAUGGAUUCAUAGAAUUGGAUAUAAUCUACCCUGUGUUGAAGCAAAUCAAAAAGCUGAAUAUGCAUUUGAAACAUUUGGCAUUAACAAACGAGCCGUACUACAAUUGGAUAUGAUAACUAAUUUUGGUAAUCAUAGGAGAAAAUCUGAACGCGAUGAACGUAAUGAUAAUAGUAUCGAAUUUAUGGCCAUGAUUAGAAUGUUAGACCAGGCUGAGAAUAGUAAUCAAACCAUAAGUAUCAAAGUCAUUUAUGGCCACAAAGACAUUACCGUUACAAAACAAAUAAUAAUACCGGUGGGAUCGAAACCAAAUGCGAAUGAUGAUAUAUCAAUGGAAAUUAGCCGGCGAAAAUUGUCCGAACCUCGUAAAGUGAUACUCAGACCUCAUGGUAACAAUAAAUUGAUUCAUCAUACACGACCAAAGCUUUUCUAUUUUGAUAUUGAACUUGAAAAAAAUCACCAGACUCAAUUGACGAUUGCUAUGGAUCGAUCGAAUUCAUACAAAAUGUGUAAUGCUGCAUUCAUUAAAGUGGGCCGAAAUUAUCCAUGCUAUUCACCAUUGUCAUUGAAUGUUCAACCUAAUCAAUUUGAAUUGGGAAUGAUUUGCCACACUGAUUUGAAUAAUCAACAACAACAAAACCAUAAUGAUUCUGUUGAAAAUGGAAAUAAUAAUGACAAUUUGCUGAGGUUGGCAUUUGCAAUUCGUCCGACAGAAUCGUUUCAUUCAUUACCAUUUAUUGUCUCUGGAACUGUACUGAUUGGUCAUUAUCAACGGCCAUUGGAAACGAAAAAUGAAUUAGCUCUUACAGUAGUCCCUAAUGAAGCAGGAAAUAAUUCCGUUGCUCACCAGCAACAAAUAUCGGACCAUUUUCCCAUUACCGAAGGUGCACGGGUUAUACUAGCCAAAUGGAAUGAUCGUCGUGAAGGUAUUGGUUUCAAAAUUCGACAACGAAAAUGGAUCCCUUUUAGAAUUCGAAUUCCUGUAUAUUCUACUGGAAAACUAUCAGUCACUAUUCGUGGUCAAACAGAUGAGAAUCGUGCUUAUAUUGUACUUUAUGAUCUACGAUUAGUUCAUGGUGGAGCUAAUAUUCCCUGUCCAUUGGAUAAUGAACCACAAAUUCGGUUGAAUUCAACCGUUAAUAUUAAUCAAACAAAUCUGAUCAAUGCGGAGCUUGGCUGGUUUGCCAAUUUUGGUUACACUUAUUAUAUUGACAUCAACAAUAACAAUGACAAUAAUAAUAAUAAUAGUGAAAAAGAUCAAAAUCUUGACAGUGAUAAUAAUAAUGACAUCGGUAACAUGACAAACAGUGCACUCAAUGAUAAUGAUGAUGAUGCCGAUGUUUUAACAAUCGAAGUAUUGGCCGAACUAACCGAUCAUCCUUCAUUGACCGAAAAUGAUGUCUAUCGAUUGGAAUUUGAAGCCCAUUAUGGCAAUUUAACCAAUACGAUUACCACUCGUACGGAGGCAAAAAUUCGAUUGUCCGAAGGUGAAGGACCCAAUCCAAAAUUAGAUGUCAACAUUCGUUAUAAAAAACGAAUGCCUGUUUUGGAUCGAAAUGAAACAUUUACAGUGAUGGCGACCAUUCGACAUUUACCGGAUUCAAAUGCCGAACCAUCUAAUCCAGUAUUGCGUUUGUUUACACCGGAUUUUGUUGAAAUAAGCGGAAUUAAUUGGGCCAAUACAAGACAAUUGCCAAAAUUGAAGCGAUUAGCCGAUGGAUCUACGGAUAUUUUGUUUCCAUGGAUUUUAUUUAAUGAACAAUUUAUUGUCAAUUUUACCAUACAAAUUGAUCCACGUAAUAUACGUGGUUAUGGUCAUAAAGAGCUGUCAAUUAUAACACCAUUUCGUAUGAUGUGUCAACAUUUUCGUGUAUCUAGUGAUACAAAAUUUCCCUGUAGCCAAAUGAAACAUAUGAAUUAUCGAACACAUAGUACUGAAUGCAAUAAUCCAUUGGGAAUGUUAGAUGGCCAUAUACAUGAUGAUCAGAUAACAGCAUCAUCGGCCAUUGCUCAACGUUUUGCUCCAAAAUUUGCACGGCCAAAUUCAUCAUCAUCAUCAUCAUGGUGGUCACCAGCAUGGCGUAAUUGGCGUCAUGGCCAUCCAAAUCAAGCAUUGAAUAAUGGACAAAAUUAUAUUCAGAUAGAUUUUCGACAAAAAACACGUCUAGUAUCAAUAGAAUUCAAAUCAAUCAAAAAUCAACGUAGUAUACAUACAUAUCAUUUGGAUUAUAGUUUUGAUGGCAAAGUUUGGUAUCAAGGAACGAAUACAACAAAAAUCCUCUACAAUAAUGUUGAUGAUCAAAAUAUCAAAGCGAUUGGUGAAUCAAGGUUACAGUGGCCAAUUGAAGCUCGUUUAAUUCGAAUAAUAAUAGAUAGUGUUUCAAGUUCAAAAACAACAAAAACAACGACGACAAUAAUGACGAAGAAACAGAAAAUCGAUUCCAAUUCCAAAGGCAAUAUUCAUAAUCAAUAUCUAGCUGUCAAAUUUGAACUAUAUGGCUGUUAUCUAAAAGAAUUGGAAUCAUCCACUAGGCCAGCAUCGACUGAAUCACUCGAAUUUCAAACUCAUUAUACGGAUGAUACUACAAUAAAGAAUCGCCAUAUAUCCAUUGAUCCAUAUACGAAUAUUAUUUACUUUUGUGAUGCUACUUCAAAUAUCAACCAUUAUUUGUGUUAUUAUUCGGAUUCUGGUGGAAAUGCAUGGCAUAUUGUUGGUAGAUCGAUUGAUUCAUUUGAAGGAUUCGAAUUGGCAACGGGAAAAUUUUUCGCCAUCGAUUAUGAUCGUCCUGCAUAUUUUUAUUCACCCGAUGGUAUAAUAUGGACGCCAAUCGAUUAUCAACGAUUCAAUGAAACAGUGGAACAUCCAAAAUUUCAACGAAAAAUGAUUAUCCCACGUUUUUCUUUGGAUGAUUUGAACAAAAUGAAUGUUCGCAUCGGUAAUUGGCGAGCCAAUUAUCAAGGACUAAACUAUGAAGAUAAUCAAUAUCCGAAAGCAUUAUGGAACAAAUGCUGUGGACUUGAAUAACAAUCAUCAAAACAAAUAUCAAACAUCAAACAUAGAUGAAAAGACAAAAUGUCACAAUAUAUAACGAUUAUGAUGAAAAAACAUAAUAAACAAAAUAAUCCAAUUUUGAAAUAAUGAUAACAUUUUCCCUCUUAUAAUUCACCUGCAAGAAAAAAACACCAAUAUUAUCACCAUCACGAACUUCAAGAAUCAAAUGGGGAAAAGAAAAUUUUCCAAGAAUUCAUCAAUUGUUUUUUCUCGUUUUGUUAGGAAUUUUAGUAACAAAAACAAAAAU
Messenger RNA from Dermatophagoides farinae (American house dust mite), 6319 nucleotides. The record is from RefSeq and is a predicted model, not a curated record. Lineage: Eukaryota; Metazoa; Arthropoda; Arachnida; Sarcoptiformes; Pyroglyphidae.